AUGGAGUUGGAGGGGCGGGGCGCUGGCAGUGUGGCGGGGGGGCCGGCAUCUGGGCCCGGGCGGAGUCCCGGGGAAUCGACGCUGCUGGACGGGUGGCUGCAGCGGGGCGUGGGCCGGGGGGCCGGCGGCGGGGAGGCGGGGGCCUGCAGGCCCCCAGUACGUCAGGAUCCGGACUCCGGUCCGGAUUACGAGGCGCUGCCUGCUGGAGCCACUGUCACCACGCACAUGGUGGCGGGCGCCGUGGCCGGGAUCCUGGAGCACUGCGUGAUGUACCCCGUCGACUGCGUCAAGACCCGGAUGCAGAGUCUGCAGCCUGACCCAGCCGCCCGCUAUCGCAACGUGUUGGAGGCCCUCUGGAGGAUUAUAAGAACGGAGGGCCUGUGGAGGCCCAUGCGGGGGCUGAACGUCACAGCAACAGGCGCAGGGCCUGCCCACGCCCUGUAUUUUGCCUGCUAUGAAAAGUUAAAAAAGACACUGAGUGAUGUAAUCCACCCUGGGGGCAAUAGCCAUAUUGCCAAUGGUGCAGCGGGGUGUGUGGCAACAUUACUGCACGACGCAGCCAUGAAUCCAGUAGAAGUGGUCAAGCAGAGGAUGCAGAUGUACAACUCGCCGUACCACCGAGUGACAGACUGUGUACGGGCAGUGUGGCAAAACGAAGGGGCCGGGGCCUUCUACCGCAGCUACACCACCCAGCUAACCAUGAACGUUCCCUUCCAAGCCAUUCACUUCAUGACCUAUGAGUUUCUGCAGGAGCACUUUAACCCCCAGAGACGGUACAACCCCAGCUCCCACGUCCUCUCCGGAGCCUGUGCAGGAGCCGUCGCUGCCGCCGCCACAACCCCACUGGACGUUUGCAAAACACUGCUCAAUACCCAGGAGUCCCUGGCUUUGAACUCAAACGUUACAGGACACAUCACAGGCAUGGCUAAUGCCUUCAGGACGGUAUAUCAAGUAGGCGGUGUGACCGCCUACUUCCGAGGGGUGCAAGCUAGAGUGAUAUACCAGAUCCCCUCCACAGCCAUCGCGUGGUCUGUGUAUGAGUUCUUCAAGUACCUAAUCACUAAACAGCAAGAAGAGUGGAGGGCAGGCAAGUGAAGGAACGCUGGACGAAGCCAGGGUGCAGACAACACUGCUGCCUUCUGCCCACCCCAGUCAUGUUCCCAGUCUUCUGGCGCGCUUCCGCCUUGUGUGCAGCUGGAGGGGAAGUAGAGGGCUCCCCCAGCCCGCCUACUGCGGGUUUGGCUAACGCCACUUCCUGCCAGCCUCUGUCGCCACUGUCUUUCCUUCCAGGCCUAAGGCAAGUGCAGCUGAGCUCAGCACUUGUGACAUCCUCUCUCCAUCCUGGGCCUGAGGACCUGCUCAAGACUGUUAGAGAGGGAUCAGUAGCACAUCCCCCUGGUUCCUAAUAAAAAGCCUUUAAGUUAAA
Lepus europaeus (European hare) is the source of this 1426-nucleotide messenger RNA. RefSeq names its product solute carrier family 25 member 28 (gene SLC25A28). NCBI's taxonomy places the organism in Eukaryota, Metazoa, Chordata, Mammalia, Lagomorpha, Leporidae. Gene Ontology annotation, cellular component: mitochondrial membrane. Gene Ontology annotation, molecular function: ferrous iron transmembrane transporter activity. Gene Ontology annotation, biological process: iron import into the mitochondrion. Bases 1 to 1095 code for a protein of 364 amino acids. The transcript is spliced from 4 exons. The record is from RefSeq and is a predicted model, not a curated record.